GCCCGGUCCUCUCUCUAGCUGUCAGCUGGACCACACAAACCGACCCGGGAUCAGGACUCACGGACUAAAACUCAAACUCCAGCCCCCCCUUUUCUCUAAGAAUGCAGCCGACCUGUUGAGUGUAGCCGAGCUGAAGGCAGCAGCAGCAGCAGCAGCAGGGUGUUGGCGGACUGAGAGCAGAAAAGUCACACGUAUCCGCCUUCUUCUUGUUCUCUGGGAAAGAUUUCCUCUUUGUUGUCGUUGCUAGAUUCACCGUGUGAGAGUCCUUUUAGUGCCCCUCAGACAACACAGAGAGGCUACAUGUUGCGUCAGGUCUCUGUUGACUCUGUUGGCCGGUCAACAGCCUCAAGCGUGAAGAUGUCAAAGAUCGGUGCUUUGGUGUUGAUGACACUUGUGUCCAUGGGGUUUGCGGAAGAACAGAACUUGGAAGAGGAUCCAUUCACCUUUGACUACCACAGACUGCGUGUUGGAGGCCUGAUUCUAGCUGCUGUCCUCUGUCUCAUUGGCAUCACCAUCCUGUUCAGUGGCCACUGCAGGUGCAAGUUCAACCAGGAGAAGAGAAGGAGGACAGGAAGCAAUGCUCAGCAGAUGCUCUCCGACCAAGGUCGUUCCUGUGACUGCUAGACGUCAACCAGAACACACACUGACAUCCCGAUGAACCUGCAACCAACAGAUAACACGCAGCAGCAGCGGCAGCAGCGGGAUCUGAUCCAUCCAACAAGAGGCUUUUGUUUUUAUUGUUAGAGAGCGACAGGAAGUAGUCUGUGUGUGUGUACCGGCUGUGAGGUGUGAUGCUUUCUGCCUGAUAACUGAGCUACUGAUCUGCAGCCUGCAGCUUGACACAUACACACACACACAAGUUGUCACUUUCAUUUCAAUCAGCUGAUGGUGUUUAGAAGUUGAAAAGGUUUUUUGACAUGAAGAAACUGUCUCAUGAAUCCUUCUGUAACUCAGUGUGAAUGCUCUGUCGUUCAUUUUAGGUUGAUUGAGCUGAAAGUGACUUCAUAUAACGGUUAACACGAACCUUUUACCAAAAAAAAAUCCUUAAGUGUCUGCAUACUGUAGGUUGUGUCGAUGUCUCGCACUACUCCUGUUGUCUGUACUGUCUGUGUACGGUAAACAUUGAUAUUAGUCGCUUACUGUGACCAACCUAACCAUGCUUUCAUGUCACAUAUUAUGAAAUCCACAUAGUCAGUGAGUGUUUAGAGUGCUGUUGAUAAUUCAUGAUAAUCUCUUAAUUCCAAUGUUUAGCUUUAUGGAGGAAAGUAGUGGAUUGCACUGUUCGGAGAUACAGAAAUGCUCUGUCAUGUUUCUAUAAAAAGAACUAUUGAAACUAA
This is a messenger RNA of Sebastes umbrosus (honeycomb rockfish), 1337 nucleotides long. Its product is annotated as phospholemman-like. The coding region runs from base 301 to 624 and encodes 107 amino acids. Gene Ontology annotation, molecular function: sodium channel regulator activity. The transcript is spliced from 9 exons. The record is from RefSeq and is a predicted model, not a curated record. Lineage: Eukaryota; Metazoa; Chordata; Actinopteri; Perciformes; Sebastidae. Gene Ontology annotation, biological process: regulation of sodium ion transmembrane transporter activity. Gene Ontology annotation, cellular component: membrane.